This is a messenger RNA of Glossina fuscipes, 1246 nucleotides long. Its product is annotated as chondroadherin-like. The record is from RefSeq and is a predicted model, not a curated record. Bases 35 to 1246 code for a protein of 403 amino acids. Gene Ontology annotation, molecular function: protein binding. The transcript has 2 exons. Lineage: Eukaryota; Metazoa; Arthropoda; Insecta; Diptera; Glossinidae.
CAUCACCGCUGAUCGUUUUGCCGAAUUAAAAAAAAUGCCAAAUUCAUUAUUUUUAUUAACCGCUUUGACUCUUUUCCUCUGCUUAUGGAAUUCGCUUUUAAUUGAAACAUUAAAAUCAUGCCCUUUGGAAUGCAUUUGCUUGUCACAGACUCAAGUUCUCUGCAAUACUGGCGGUUUGCAUCACAUACCAUUGCGUCAUUUACCAGGCAACGUUGAGCAUUUAUCAUUGACCAAAAAUCAUUUUCCCAUCAUCAAAACCGAUGCUUUUGCCGGUUUACGUGCUUUAAAAAAGCUCUCGCUCGAUGGUAAUAAUAUAACAAAAAUUAAACAAUUUGCAUUUCGUGGCCUGCCCAGGCUCAAAGAGCUAUCGAUACAAUAUACACCGUUAAAAGCAAUAGCACGUUUCGCUUUUGCUGGCCUGCAGAAUCUCUCGACAAUACUGCUGACACACAAUCAAAUCGCCACAAUUGAAGCUUACGCAUUUGCUGGCACAUCGAAUGUCAAAUUGAUAUUGCUUACCAAUAAUCCAUUGUUACGCAUUGAAAGUUUCGCCUUCUCGAGUCUCACACAAGUGGGUCAUUUGCUGCUACCGGCCGGUAUACGCAUUAUCGAACCAGAUACAUUUUAUGGCAUGUUCACAGUGGGCUUACUCAAAUUAGCUUAUAUGGAUCUCGAGCAUAUAAAAGCGUUCACAUUUCGUGGCCUCUCGCAUGUGCUACUGCUUACCAUACAAGAAUCCGACUUGGGAGUGAUAAACAGCGAAGCAUUCGCCGGUCUAACGCAUGUGGAAACAUUGCAAUUAUUCAACAAUAAGAUUGAUAUCAUCGAAGCUUUGGAUUUUAAUGAGACAGCUGCUAUUAAGUAUUUGAAAUUUCACGGUAAUCAUUUUUUGCAAACACCUCCGUCGGAGGCCAUAUCUCUCGAUGGCGUCCAUCAUUUGGAAUUAGUAGACAAUUACUUUCCAUGCGGCUGUCAACUGCAAUAUUUACUUGAGAGCCCAUUCGCAACGAAAUCGUUCAAUUCGACACGCAAUCUGCUGGAGAAAAACUAUUGUAUAUCGCCAAUUGAAUUAAAUGGCCAUUUAAUGGCCGAUGUAGAAUACAAUGCACCAUGUCAGGAGCAUUUAUUGCAAGGCACUCUAGAAUCAACGGCAGCAUUACGCUGUGACAGAACAAUAAAAACAAUACCAGUAGUCAUAGUUUGCAUAUCAAUAAAGUUUUUGCAUUUAACUAUUAAAUUUUCAUAG